UUUCGGACUCCAAAACCCACUUAAUUACCAUUUGAUGCCACUCUCUCCCUCCUCUACUAUUUUCUUUCAACUGGAAAAUUGAAGGAAAAAAAUAAAUUUUUUUUUUUGUUUUUUUUUCCCGAUCUUCGUCAAUCGAGCUUUCUCUAUCUACGAUUCCUACUCCCUCAUUAGGUUUUCCAUAUUACUCCUGUCGAAAAUGGCGGUUCUUUCAAGCUCAGUCUCUCUCGUUCUCUAGCUUUUAGAGGCUACAAAAGCUUCUUCUGCCAACAAUGGCGGUUACUUCGACCUUGAUAAUGCUCUGAGCUUUCCAGCUCUCUGCAACUUUUUCGCACUCCAACACAGUUUUUAGAAAAAAAACGAAUUCAAAUGCCAAAUUUCUAGUGUUCCAAUUUGCGCUUCGAGUCUCGCGCCUAUCUGAUAUAUGUCUUCAGAUCUAAAAGUUUGCUCAUUUUUGGUUUUUCGAAGAGAGCGCGUUUGGUGUAAAUAUUGUUACGGUGGUUGGAGACGUGAAAGGGAAGCUUAAGUCAGGUUUUUGUUAGGUUGUAGUUUAUUAUUAUUAUUAUUAUUAUUGUUUUUCAAUUUCCAUUUUUGUUUUUGAUCUGCGACUAUUGGACCUAUAUUUUUGGGGGAGUUGGAGGAUUUUGGGGUUUUCGGCGAUGAAUCGUAGUUUUAGGGCUCAGGAGUCGCAAAUGCAAGCGGCCUUGAAGCAGAGGCAGCAAUUGAGAGCCUCGAUGAUGAAAGAGAAGGAAGAAGAACUUGCAUUGUUUCUGGAGAUGAAGAAGCGCGAGAAGGAACGGAAUGAUCUUCUUCUUAACAGCUCGGAAGAGUUUGACGCACCAUUAGGAUCGAAACCAGGCACAUCUCCCAUUUUUAAUAUUUCGUCAUCAACUCCUGCACCUCCCCGGAAGACCGGCGCGGAUGAUUUUCUCAAUUCCGAUAAUGAUAAGAACGACUAUGACUGGCUCCUAACACCUCCCGGAACUCCUCUUUUUCCUUCUUUGGAGAUGGAAUCUCAAAAGACUGUGAUGAGUCAGCUUGGCACCCCAAAGGCUCGCCCCACUGCUCUGAAAUCUAGAUUAGCAAACCACCUGCCAGAGCCUGUUGGUAGAAGCAACUUAGCAUCCAAACAACCCGCUUUGUCUCCUGGUUUAAAUUCUUCAAGUGCUGGGAUUCGAAGGCCAUCAUCAGCAGGGGGGCCAGGAUCAAGACCUGCAACACCAACUGGACGUCCCACAUUAACUGCGGCACCCAAGUCUUCAAGACCCUCAACACCUACUUCUAGAGCAACCUUGCCAUCAAAUAGGACUACAGUUUCUGCAGCUAAGCCCACUGUUUCUGCAGCUAAGUCUUCAAUUUCUACGGUGACAAGGCCCACAGUUCCUGCAACUAAGACCACGGUUUCCUCAAGAUCCACUACACCAUUAUCAAGGUCUACAGUGAGAUCUUCAACACCAACUUCCAGAACUACUGUUCCUCCACCCAAGUCCACAUCAAGGGCAUCAACACCAACUCGUCGGCCAACCACUCCCUCGUCUGUGCCCAAUAUAUCUGCUCCGCCAUCUAAGUCUUCUUCUUUAACAUCCAACAAGCCAGCCACCCCAACAUCAAGGAAUCCAGUGCCAUCACGUGGUUCAUCACCAACAGUGAAAUCUAGACCAUGGAAGCCCUCAGAUAUGCCUGGUUUCUCACUUGAUGCUCCACCAAAUUUGAGGACAACAGUUCCCGAAAGGCCACUUUCAGCCACUAGGGGUAGGCCUGGAGCACCCAGUUCUCGAUCUUCUUCUGUCGAGCCUGUUCCAAAUGGAAGACCAAGAAGGCAGUCAUGUUCUCCUUCAAGAGGACGAGCUCCCAGUGGUGGAAUUCAUGCCAGUGGAAGCUCUGUUCCUGCAAUGAGUCGUGCACAUCAUAAAAUUAAUGACAAUGUCAGCCCAGUUUUAAUUGGAACGAAAAUGGUGGAAAGGGUUAUAAAUAUGCGGAAACUGGUCCCGCCAAAGCAAGAUGAUAAACAUUCUCCUCAUAGUAACCUCUCUGUGAAAUCUUCUUCAUCCCCAGACAGCUCAGGCUUUGGUAGAACACUCUCGAAGAAGUCAUUGGAUAUGGCUAUACGGCAUAUGGAUAUAAGGAGAAGCAUUCCAGGUAAUCUACGGCCAUUGAUGACAAAUAUUCCUGCAUCAUCUAUGUACAGUGUGAGAUCAGGGCCUACAAGGAGCAGAACGAUUAGUGUUUCAGAUUCGCCUCUUGCAACAAGCAGCAAUGCUAGUUCUGAAGUUAGUGUGAAUAAUAAUGGCCUUUGUUUAGAAGGUAGUGAACAAGAAGAUGAUAUUGUCAGUGAGCGGGGAGGGCGAUCUCCUUCUAGCAUGCGUGGUAGGUGAUUGGUUCUGGGACCUACUAUUGCGUAUAAAUUAAAUUCGAUAUUAUAAUAUUUAAUUGCUACAAUCUUAAUUGUCAAAAGAAACCAGUUUCUUGGAAGAACUAACCAGAGUUGUGCUUCUAUAUGUAAAGUAUGUUGGAGAGGUUGGCGGUUUAAUUUGAUGCAAUUCAUGGUCUUUGUAAUAUUAGGUCAAUUAGUUAUGUGGGAAACAAUCUUUGAUGUUCAUGUUCUACAUGGUUUGUUGUCAUGUACUUGUUUUGGGUAGUUAGAUUCCCUGUUUUUGAUAACCUAAAGGAGAAAUGCUGCCCUUUGGCUAGUACCUUUAUUAAAAUUCACCAUUGGAGCGAAAAUGCUAUAUUGCUACUGCA
Molecule: messenger RNA, 2739 nt
Organism: Ziziphus jujuba (common jujube)
Lineage: Eukaryota; Viridiplantae; Streptophyta; Magnoliopsida; Rosales; Rhamnaceae
Exons: 5
Coding region: 657-2372 (571 amino acids)
Biological process (GO): cortical microtubule organization
Cellular component (GO): cortical microtubule
Source: RefSeq, a predicted model, not a curated record